Messenger RNA from Nothobranchius furzeri (turquoise killifish), 1380 nucleotides. RefSeq names its product SIX homeobox 3b (gene six3b). The record is from RefSeq and is a predicted model, not a curated record. Lineage: Eukaryota; Metazoa; Chordata; Actinopteri; Cyprinodontiformes; Nothobranchiidae. Gene Ontology annotation, biological process: regulation of transcription by RNA polymerase II; eye development. Gene Ontology annotation, cellular component: transcription regulator complex; nucleus. Gene Ontology annotation, molecular function: RNA polymerase II cis-regulatory region sequence-specific DNA binding; DNA-binding transcription factor activity, RNA polymerase II-specific.
AUGGUUUUUAGGUCACCUCUCGAGUUGUUUUCAGCCUCCCGCCUCCUCCUCCCACACUUUGUGGAUGGACCCACUCACCUGCCCGGUUCCCGGUCACUAGAGGACCCUCCCGCCGCUUGCCCUCCCAUGGCCCUCCCAGGACUCUGCUUCUCCGCCUCGCAGAUUGCCAGCGUGUGCGAGACUUUGGAGGAGACCGGAGACAUCGAGCGACUGGCCCGCUUUCUCUGGUCACUCCCGGUGACCACAGACGGGCGCGACUCCAUCUCCGAUCAUGAGUCCGUGCAGCGGGCACGUGCCGUGGUGGCCUUCCACACGGGAAGCUUCCGCGAACUCUAUCGCAUCCUGGAGACGCACCGAUUCACCCGCGCCUCGCACGGUAAACUGCAGGCGAUGUGGCUGGAAGCUCACUACCGGGAGGCGGAGAAGCUCAGAGGGAGGCCGCUCGGUCCCGUAGACAAAUACCGCGUGAGGAAGAAGUUCCCAUUACCAAGGACCAUCUGGGACGGAGAGCAAAAGACACAUUGCUUUAAGGAGCGCACGCGGGGGCUGCUGAGAGAGUGGUACCUGCAGGACCCAUACCCCAAUCCGGGGAAGAAGAGAGAGUUGGCGCACGCCACCGGGCUGACACCGACUCAAGUUGGAAACUGGUUCAAAAACCGGAGACAGCGAGACCGCGCGGCGGCAGCUAAAAACAGGUUGCAACACCACCGCAUAUAUCCGGAAAGUGCGCAUGCACUGAGUGGAGGAGACUGCAGCCCAGACGGCAGCGCAGAGCACGACGAUGGAGAAACUUUCCUCUCGGUAACGGACAGUGACUCUGACCUGGACGUUUGAAGCUCCAAGUGGACUUUACAGAGCCGGUCCGAUUUGCACAGAGACAAAAGAUGCAGAUUAAGGGUUGUGCAGCAAAAUAUGUUGAGGAAAGGACUACUGGUUCCAGGCGGAUUAAUUCGUUUCCUGAUUUAUUUUUUGAUGGUUUUUGCUGUUAUUUUUUCAGAUGUUAUUUUAAUUCAUUUGUAUUCCUUCUGUAUUUUUACCUCUGACUGAUCAUGCAUUUACUUCUUGAAAGUUGAUAAUCCAGAGACCCCUUACAUGUCACCAAAUCACUCCUGUUCUCACUAAUGUGUCAGUUUUUUUUUAUAAAUAGAUUAUUAUAGAUCCAUUAGAGGCCCCUGGAGGACCCCCAACGGCAAACUGUGGACAAUCAGCCAGAAGCAUCAGAUCCUACCUCCUUACCUGUUUACGUUUUUGUCCCCUUUUUGCCUUUAUUGAUACUCUUUCUAAACUCCAUUGUAAAGUUUGUGUCAAAACGAACUCUGUUCAAUUUGAUGCUUAUAAAAAUGUUUUGUUAUUUUGUAUAAAUAAAGCUAUUUAAUGUAA